UGGCUCCAACCUUCAGUAAGGUUUUCGUUUUACUUUGCUGGCAUGAGACAUUCUCUAACUGCUUCACCUCUUGUAACUAACAGUUUUCAAUAAAAAAACCACACUUGUUUUUUUCCAGACCUGCAGUUAAUUCCAUUAAGCCAAUAGUCUGACACUGCCAUGGAAUUACUCACUGUCCCUUUUAGUUUACAAAGGUGGCGCGAUCCAGGCAGGCGAUUCACUGCCCUUCUGAUCAAACAGUACAUUGCCUGAGACUCAGAAGAUUAUACACUUGUUGUAAUCUAAAUUGGGGCCUGUCAGAGGAUAAUUUAUUAUGGAUUUUGCUAAUCCAUAACAUUUUUAGUUGGGCAAAUAAAAUUGUAAAUGAUAAAUGGUAGGUUUUUAUGUAGUAAUUCCUUCUUAGGGAGCUUUUGACAUGUUGGCUCUCAUGCUUGGGCAUCAGGUGUCACACUGGCAGUAGUUCUGACAGUGUACUCGAGCAGUAUCUGACCUUUUUGAGAUGAAGAGCAGUCAUAGCAUUGCAGGGAGGUCGAAAGGGCCAUAGUUGGUGCUUCCUUGGCAGUGUGUCCUUUUUCACUGGGCUCCCUUGGCACAGGUCAGCCGAGGAAAUGGAGCCUCAAGAAUGCAAGUGACACCCACUCUGUAGCUUAGAUAUUCCAGAUAUACACCAUUUGUGGUACACUGGCAUGUCUCUUAGAUUUUGUCUAGACUAGGAUUUAAUGUGUUUUAUUAACACGUUUCUUAUUGUAAAUAUUAACAUUUAUUUAAUAGAUACUCUGAAAUCUCGGUUAUGCCUAAUGCAUGCUUUAUUUGUGAAGAGAUAGCAGGGGGGUUAUUUUAGUCAGAUAACAUAUAAAGUAACACAUGGAAAGUGAAUCUGGCUUGUCUGCAGUAAGAUUUUUACCAAAGGUAGUUAAUAAAAACAUUAAAAGGUACAUAUUCCUAAGGAAAGUGAAGAGUAAAAGCUUAGUAUAGAAAGGGGACAGAUGUCAGUGUAUUCUAUGCUAAGCAAGUUAUGACCUGAUAGGGAGCUUAGUCUUCAUUUGUGUGUACAUUUUAGCAAGUACUAAACACUUGCCUCUGGGUUUGCAGUGCAAGUUCUGAGUCAUAUGGCCUGAGAUAAAAGUGAUAAGGACUUCAGAAAUUGCAAUUAUUUCCUCCUUCCUAACCUAUCAUUUUGUUUCUGCAGAACGUUUGUGGCUAUCUUUGGUCUCCACAAUGUCUAGUUUGGCACUGUGGCUCCUAUCACAGAUAAAAUGCUUUAUGCUGAGAUGUGGAGCAAGCAAGUCUCCGUCUCCUACUUAAUCUGCAGGAAUGGUGACUUCCAGUGAAGCAAAGAGCCAGGACUGAUAACAUCCUAAACCCCCACAGCCUGCCCUGAUCACUCUGCCUGUCAGACCCCAAAGCUAAAGGCAGUGUGAGCCAUUGAUAAUAAAAUACAGAGACAGAAACUUGCUGUUAACCAUCUGCCUUUAAACAGGACUCAGCAGUGUUUAAGUAGCUAGUUAAUAGGCAAGAUCCUUUUAAUGCAUGCUUUCCAGUUUAAAAAAUUGCCAACUUACCUCAAUAGGUUUGUUCACAGAUGUUCUAAGAGUGAACUUAAAUUGGGGAUAUAAAUUGAAGAGUGGCUUUUAACUGGAGACUUUUUUUUUAACUAACAAAGAGAACCAAGACUCUUUGUCAAUCAUUUGUCUUAUCACAUGUAUUUUCCUGCUUUCAUGUCUCUCAUGGAUCCUUUAGAAUGACACACAGCAUCGUUCUAAGCAUGGCUCUGUGGUUGACCAUGGUCGGGAAACCUGGAAACAUGCUAUUGAGAAAGCCAAGCACAUGCCUGAUCCGUGGGCAGAAUUUCACCUGGAGGAUGUUGAGACGGAACAUGCCACUCGUUACAGGUACAAUGCAGUUACUGGGGACUGGGUUGAAGAUGAAGUCCUUAUCAAGAUGGCUGCACAACCUUUUGGCCGUGGAGCGAUGCGGGAGUGUUUCAGAACGAAAAAGCUGUCCAACUUCUUACACACGCAGAACUGGAAAGGUGCCUAUAACUAUGUUGCCAAGCAAUACAUAGAGAGUGUGAGCAGGGAUGUGUAUUUUGAGGAUGUCCGACUGCAGAUGGAAGCAAAGCUCUGGGGAGAAGAGUACAACCGGCACAAGCCACCAAAACAGGUGGAUAUAGUACAGACCUGUAUUAUUGAAAUGAAGAAUAGACCUGGAAAGCCUCUCUUUCAUUUGGAACAUUACAUCGAGGGCAAAUACAUCAAAUACAACUCCAAUUCUGGAUUUGUGCGGGACGACAACAUCCGUCUCACUCCGCAAGCCUUCAGUCACUUCACCUUUGAGCGCUCAGGACACCAACUCAUUGUCGUUGAUAUCCAGGGAGUUGGAGAUCUUUACACGGACCCUCAGAUCCACACAGAGAAUGGUACAGACUUUGGAGAUGGCAACCUAGGUGUUCGAGGUAUGGCCUUGUUCUUUCAUUCUCAUUUCUGCAACAAGAUCUGCAAGAGCAUGGGACUUGCACCAUUUGAUCUUUCAUCCAAAGAGAAAAAUGCCUUGGAUUAUAAUAAAAAAUUGCUUGAAUCUGCUCAGACCAUCCUCCGUGGCACCGAGGAGAAGUGUGGCAGCAGCCGGGUGAGGACGGUGUCCGGCAGUCGGCCCCCUCUGCUCUGCCGCCUGUCUGAGAACUCGGGGGAUGAAAGCAUGAGCGACGUGGCCUUUGACUCCCUGCCCUGCUCCCCUUCCUCAGCAACCCCUCACAGCCACAAGGUGGACAUGCUUAAUUGGCCUGUGUUCAAUGAAGUAGAUAACUUGGUUCACAAAGACUAUGAUCAGCUUGAUAACCAAAGGGAUUUUGAAAAUGGUGGAGACAGUGGAUACCCCAGUGAAAAGAGAAGUGAGAUGGAAGAUCUGGAUCAUAGAGAAAAGGGCCAUUCAAACAACAUCCGGAGACAGGAGUCUGAUGAAGACAGUUUGGGAAGCUCUGCAAGGAUCAGUGUGGAGAAAUGGAAUUUGUACAACUCUUCCAGAGUUCAUGUCCACAGACCAUCCUGUGUUGCCCAAGAAAUUCAGAGGCUCAAUGCACUAGAACUUGAAAAGAAAAUUGGGAAGUCAGUCCUUGGAAAGGUUCACUUGGCCAUGGUUCGCUACCACGAAGCCGGGCGUUUCUGCGGGAAGGACAAGGAGUGGGAUCAGGAGUCGGCCCUGUUUCACCUGGAACAUGCUGCAGACUGUGGGGAGCUGGAAGCCAUCGUUGGGUUAGGACUCAUGUGCUUUCAGCUGCCACAUCACAUUCUUUCUGAGGUCACUGUGGAGGACACAAAGGAGAACAGAAAUAAAGGAUUUAAUUACUUGCUGAGAGCAGCAGAAGCUGGAGACCGGCCUUCCAUGAUUCUGAUAGCACGAGCAUAUGAUACAGGUGUAAAUCUUGCUGCAGACAGAGCCCAGGACUGGAAGGAGGCCCUGCACUGGUACAACGCUGCACUGAACAUGACUGACUACGAUGAGGGAGGGGAGUAUGAUGGCACUCAGGAUGAGCCCCGCUAUCUGCUCCUGGCCAGGGAAGCAGAGAUGUUAAUGACAGGAGGGUUCCACCUGGAUAAGGAUCCACAGAGAUCAGGUGAGCUUUACACAGAAGCAGCAGAAGCAGCAAUGGAAGCCAUGAAAGGCAGACUGGCAAAUCAGUACUACCAAAAAGCAGAAGAGGCUUGGGCGAUGAUGGAAGAAUGAUGCUGAAAUUAAGCAGUUCUUGUAUAUAAAUUUUUUAUAAACUUGCUGCAUUUGCAGCUAAAAAGCUAUAUUUUUAUGUGAUGUUACCAGUUCCUUUUUUUGUAUUUCAGUUUUCUAAGGUUUUUUGAGGGGAGAAAUUCAAAUGUAACUAUGUAGGGUGCCAUAGCAUACUUCUGUUAGUGUUUUACAGCUGUAAUACAGACAUACUUGACCUUUUGUACUUUUUUAACUGUCAGAGGGCUUAGUUUUUUUGAUCAGAAAAAUGAAGCCUUAUUGUUUAGGUUUCACAUGUCCUGGUUUUUUUGCAGCAAAUGAUCAAUAUGUUUACAUUUUUAUUCUCCUCCCCAUGCACAGAAAAACAUUUUCCUAAAUUCUCAGCAUUUCUUCAUCAUUUUUGGUGUAACUCACCAAAUUUGCACGAGUGUAAAUUUUCAGUUUAUGGAUGCAACUGCUGAUAUUAAUAAGGAGUCCCAUUCUAUUAUGCUGGCAUUGUUGGACACUUCUGUUAUUCUCAGAUGAAUUCCAGAUACAAUCCUUACAGUUUAGGGAGGGGUGGGAAAGAUGCUUCAGAUUGGCAGUGAGGAUGUUCAGGAUGGAAAGUUUUAUUCAUCACCAGCAUUGCAUAUCACACCAUUAAAAAAAUCAUUCCUGAUGAGGCGAGGCAUCCAGCUACCUCUCUCAUUUUCACAUUUUGCACCAUAUAAUAGCUUAGUUGUAUAAAAUUCUAUUGAUCUUACAUUUGUCCAAUGCUGUACAGUAGCAAGAUCUGUAAUAUAUGGGUAAUUUGAAGUUAUUUUUACAGUGGCAUCUCAGUUCUCAGUGAAGCUAGAUCAUCUCACUUAAAAGGAGAAUAUGCUUUUCACCAUUUCCAGAGGGAUGUUUGAAAAGGUUAGAAAAUGUUAAUUUGCCUUUUAUAUGUACAGAAAACAAUUUAUAUGGUUUAAAUAUAUUUUAAAAUGGUAUUUUAUCUGAAAAUGGUUUCAAAUGUCAGUUAGAGGAAAAUUGCUGGUUAAAAGGGGAGAACAGUAUCAUCCCCAAACACUUGUAUCUGUGUCUGUUUGGUCCUGACCAGUAAUGGGAGGGCAACUAUGUGGUGGUGGUUGAAUUAUCAUUGCAUAGAGAGAAGUUUCUUCCAAAUCUGGUAUUUUAUUCCGUCUCUGUGGAUAAUACAAAAGCUGUUCCUAUUCCUUGGCUGUGGUUAACAGUAAUUUUGCAGGAGAUUUAAGGUGGAAGCUUCUGCUUCCUUGGCCUUACAGUCUCCUGAGGGUGUAAAUUGAUGUCCAUAAGGGGCAGCCCCUGUCAAGGGCUGAAUAACCAACAGUGCUCACCACUUCAGCCAAGCUGUUAAAAACAUGCUUAAAGCUAAGCAGGCUGUGAGAUGGUGCAGUUGAACAGGAUUUUUUGCAUGCAUAGCCCAGUAAUAUUAAUUUCUUGUAAAAUGCAGAAACUGCUCAAGGAGCAGAAGUCAGUCCUCCCUUUCCUGUGCAGUGCCACCCGCUGGGCUCAGGUUGUGCUCCCCGUUUUCUCUUUCUGGCAAGUGGAUCUUGAAUUACUGUUCAGACAGUAUCCAAGGAUGAUGUUAAUAACAACUGCCACUAUCUGAAAGAUCUCCUGCUGGCUAAGGGUGUGAGAUAACAAGAUUUGGACCUUUCAAGGAGAGAAGGGAGUUAUCUUUGGAUGUUAUGCUUCUGGGUGGGUGCUGUAACCACCAGGCAAUUGUAGCCAUGAGUAGUCUUGCAACACAUGGCAACAUCUUGCUGUACAUUGCAGGGCUUGUGGGGACAGUAGUGCCCACGGCCUUUUUAGUUUGUUUUUGUUUUGAGAGUGAAGGCAAAGCUCUUCACCCAUUGAUGGAGGAGUAUCGAAUUUCUAGAUCUCAGUUGGUCUUUGGUGGUAUUAACCAAGGUACUAAAGCAGCCGGAUCUUUGGACCUAAGAUGGUGAAAAAGAACCAGAGUUUGUAGGAUUGCAAAUCAGAUGAAUGUUUUAAGUGCCUAUCCAAAGUUCUGCUUCAGAUACUUAAAGCCUCUUUGGGACAUGGCCUUUUUUGCUGUUUCAGUUCAUAGCAUUAAAAUUCCAGCUGUGACUUCGAAAGACAGCUGAAUAGUCUGUGUUUUGUGCAGAACCAAUACAGUGUAGGCACUAUAAUGAAUUCAGACAAAAGGAUUUGUUUUCCUCAUAAGGUGUUGAUGCCAAGUCUUUGAGAUUUUCCUUGAGAAGGAAACGUGUGACAACACCACCAAUCAUGUAGGGAGGAGACUAAAAGUGCCCCUCUAAAAUGUGUGUGUAAGGGAUGUAGAGUGUAAUUAUUGACACAUUUUGGUGUAGUUUAAUUUGCUAAAUUCAGUAGUUGCUAAAGUUGCUGAGAGCUCUGUGUAGAUCUGGUAUGUAAAUGUGCACACAACUCAUUGCAAAAAUUACUAUGAUUAAAUCUUUGUUUGCAAAUACUACUUUUUAGUGAUGAAGACUACCUUCUGUCCUAAGAUGGUAUCAUAUGAUUUAGCCAUACAAUAAAUGGGAGUGUCAAUAAUAUGAAAUUUUUUUAUGUUUACAGAAAUAACUGUAUUCUGUGACAUUUUUGAAGGGAAAAACUAUAUAUUUGACAGACUUUUGGAGUGAUAUUGCUACAUGCUGUAUUUUUAAUCUAUUCACAAUGAAUAAAAAUCUGUAUUUGUACAAAAUGUGAAAAUAAAUCUGAGGCUCAGCCUCCCAGAACUUACCCGGGUUCAGUGUUUCCAGAUGUCAGUGGGAAUAUUGCUUGGGUAAGGACAGUGAGAUGGAAGCCUUUGUUUGUGUGUCAGACAUGCAAAUACUGCCUGCCUGCAUCACUUAGUCCUCUCGUUCACUUUGUCUGGUUUCAUUCUGGCUGGUCAAUAAAAUUGUUCUUUUUGUCACUUUU
This is a messenger RNA of Chiroxiphia lanceolata (lance-tailed manakin), 6621 nucleotides long. RefSeq names its product eukaryotic elongation factor 2 kinase (gene EEF2K). The transcript has 17 exons. Gene Ontology annotation, molecular function: elongation factor-2 kinase activity; ATP binding; calcium ion binding. The record is from RefSeq and is a predicted model, not a curated record. NCBI's taxonomy places the organism in Eukaryota, Metazoa, Chordata, Aves, Passeriformes, Pipridae. The coding region runs from base 1828 to 3723 and encodes 631 amino acids. Gene Ontology annotation, biological process: protein phosphorylation.